UCUUAGUUCAGGGAGUCCCUUGAAUAUUGUCAUCAAACCUGUGGACCCUGUAUACCAAUCUUUCGUAACAACAAGUUUUCUCAGUUGUGGGCAACAUUCUACAAGUUUUAUAAAAAACUCGUCUUUGCCAAGGACCAUAUAGCGACUACCAUCAUCAUCAUUAUCAUCAACAACAUCAUCAACAACAACAUUCCUGGCCUUUCCCUCCUUAUAAAAAUGCACUCCAUUCAAUUCGAGUUUCCAGCUGCGGAUUUCUUAUUAUAUCGACUGACAUUCCCUCCUGGAUAUCAAUGUCAGAUAACACCAAGGUAUCUAAGCAGUUGUUUCUUGCUGUAAUCAGUCGUAGUGCGUUUGAACUGAAUUUGGAUUUAAACUUGUGUGUGAGAGGUUUCGCUGAGAUAUGUCUUGAAUCAAAUGUUGUUAUUAUCGUGCUGAAAUACUCAUCACAGAGUUUCUUGAAGCCUUUGCAAACUCGCCGACACUUGUAUAGCUCAUCGUAGUACAAUCGAGGAAAGAUAAGUUUAAAAGUUAUGUCCAUACGAGGAAGACAAAACAACGUUGCUCUUUCCUCCGCCAUUUUGAGAUAUCCAAGUGUAAGAGAUUCGGUCAACCUGUGCUUACCCAUGACUCCCUGCGAGUGCAAUACCGCAAGGACGCCAUCUUGAGGUAGCGAAUGUGUUUGGAGUUUUUCAGUAUUUCGAGAAGCACUCUGAAAUUCUUCCACAAUGACGGCACAAGAACAGAUGAAAAAGAUGUUAGACGAGCUAAUGGGGACCCAGAGAGAUGGCGGCUAGCCCUUAUCAAUGAAUGAAUGAGUAUUAUUUGCCCUAGCAAGUCAUGGGAUACGUAAGUAGGGCGACGUGCGACCCCUGAUGCAGACCUCAAGUUUACAAGUGACCGAGUGUGUAAGAGUUACUUGAUGGGACUGUGUCCUCACCAGCUGUUUAACAACACGAAAAUGGACCUAGGAAGCUGCCAGAAGAUCCACAACCCCGCCCUUAAGGCUGACUUUGAGGCGGCGUCCAAGACACGAGACUAUGGCUAUAAUAUGGAUCAAAUGGAACACCUCCAGUCCUUCAUUAAUGACUGUGAUCGUAAGAUUGCUAUAGCUAAGAAGCGUCUUGAGGAUACUCAGGAUGAGUUUGAUACAUCAGAGGAGGCCAAGGCAAUUCAAGAUAUCGGAGAACAGAUUGGAAAGAAGCUUGCAAAAGCAGAGGAGCUAGGUGCUGCUGGCGAAGUGGAGGAAUCCAUCAGCCUCAUGAAUGAAGUAGAGGAACUGAAGAUCAAGAAACGCGAAGCAGAGGAAAUCUACCGAAGCCAGUUGCCAACUUCUUCCAUCCAACAGCAGAAGCUGAGAGUUUGUGAAGUGUGUGCAGCAUAUCUGAGUCUCUACGACAACGACAGGAGGUUCGUCAUAUGUUGCGUCAACAGCACUCUCACAGUGUUGAUUCUGGAUAAGAUCCUCACACUACUAGCAGAUCACUUUGGUGGCAAGCUGCACAUGGGCUUCAUCAAGAUCCGUAACCGGCUCCAAGAGCUAAACGAGGAGAUCGCCCGUAAGCGAGAAGAGAGGGAACUGGAACGACAGAAGCGACGGGAGGAGAGGGAGAGAGAGAGGGAACAAGAGCGACGAGAGAUGGAUAAACGGCGCAGUGGAGACCGUGACAGACGAAGCAGUCGAGAUGCGGACCGUGGUCGCCGUCGAAGAUCCCGCAGUCGCAGCCGUGAUCAUAAGAGGCGAAGGAGCCAAAGCCGCAGCCGUGACCGAAGACGCAGAACUCGGUCACGCUCUCCGUCACACAAGUCACGCUCCCCGUCACACAAAUCACGCUCCUCUUCACGAUCACGCAAGUCACGCUCACCGUCACGGUCACGCAAGUCACGCUCAACUUCGCGGUCACGCAAGUCACGCUCAACGUCACGGUCACGCAAGUCGCGAUCCACCUCAAGGUCACGUGAAGCCAAGCGCUCAAGGUCGCGGUCACGCUCCAAGUAACGCAAGUGCGUGGCAGGCAUUUUGGAAGGAAUAGCUAAAGUACCGGAGACCACACGAAAGUAUUUUAAUGAAUGUUUGCCGUUUUUUAGCUAGCACACGUCCGCAAACAAAUUAAAAAUCAUAUGGCUCGUGGGUAGUAAUGGCGACACAGCCCCCAAUCCCCAGGAGAUAUAUGACGCUACAGGAACCUCUUGGACGUGUGUUAAAAAGCAGUCGCAUAGCACUUCGGUAAAAGAAACCGUUUCCUUUCAGUUAGUGCUCUGGAUCAGCUCAGUGUUGAUUUCCCUAGAUAUUGCUUAUUGUUUGUGUUCACAAAAAAGAAACCUGUUCAAUACUCGGACAACGGCGACUCUUCUGAUUUGAAGAAUCCUUACCAACGCUUUCAAAUGCAAAGACAACAAAUGUACGGAAAAUAUAUUGUCUAUUGUAUAUCCA
Nematostella vectensis (starlet sea anemone) is the source of this 2431-nucleotide messenger RNA. RefSeq names its product putative RNA-binding protein Luc7-like 2. Bases 920 to 1996 code for a protein of 358 amino acids. Gene Ontology annotation, cellular component: U1 snRNP; U2-type prespliceosome. The transcript is spliced from 11 exons. Gene Ontology annotation, molecular function: mRNA binding. The record is from RefSeq and is a predicted model, not a curated record. NCBI's taxonomy places the organism in Eukaryota, Metazoa, Cnidaria, Anthozoa, Actiniaria, Edwardsiidae. Gene Ontology annotation, biological process: mRNA splice site recognition.